This is a messenger RNA of Scatophagus argus, 2446 nucleotides long. RefSeq names its product protocadherin gamma-A9-like. Bases 16 to 2412 code for a protein of 798 amino acids. Gene Ontology annotation, cellular component: plasma membrane. The record is from RefSeq and is a predicted model, not a curated record. Gene Ontology annotation, biological process: homophilic cell-cell adhesion. The transcript is spliced from 2 exons. NCBI's taxonomy places the organism in Eukaryota, Metazoa, Chordata, Actinopteri, Scatophagidae. Gene Ontology annotation, molecular function: calcium ion binding.
ACCGCGGAUAGAACAAUGAGACGGCAAGUACUGUUUUUCAUUUCGGUUUUCUGCCUCGGUUCUGCUCUUGGUCAAGUCAGCUACUCUAUUCCGGAGGAAAUGGCGAAGGGUUCUGUCGUGGGGAACAUAGCACAGGAUUUAGGUUUGGAUGUGAAAAGACUUAAGUCAGGGAAAGCCCGUAUAUUUACUGGCGACAGUGCGGAGUACAUCGAGCUGAGCAGAGAAAGAGGAGUCCUGCUCGUGAAAGAGAGAAUCGACAGAGAGUCGCUCUGCAGACAGACGACGCCUUGUGCUUUACAUUUGCAGAUUAUUUUAGAAAACCCGAUUGAGGUUUUUCGAAUAACAGUAGAGAUCACUGACAUUAAUGACAACAGCCCCAGUUUUAAAAAUGACGAGAAGCGUUUUGAAAUUAGCGAAUCGGCGGUUAUAGGAUCUAAAUUUGUGUUAGAAAGAGCGGUUGAUGCAGACAUUGGCGUUAAUGGCCUGAAAAACUACAGCUUGAAGCCUGCAGAUAAUUUUGUCCUGAAAAUACAAAGUCAUGCAGAUGGAAAUAAAAAGGUCGAAAUGGUCUUACAGAAGCCUUUAGAUCGAGAGAAAGACGAGCGGAUAUCAUUGUUGUUAACAGCUGUAGAUGGUGGGGAACCUCAGAUGUCUGGUACAGUGAAGAUUUACGUGACCGUACUCGAUGUGAACGACAACGCUCCUGUCUUUAUGCAGUCGGUGUACAAGGCAGCCAUAGCGGAAAAUUCUCCUGUAGGAACAACGCUGACAACAGUGAGUGCUUCAGAUGCGGAUAAAGGAACAAACGGGGAAGUUUCUUAUUCAGUUUCUACCACUAUGGACAGUGUCUCUGAUAUAUUUACAAUCAAUGAAAACGGUGAAGUAAUAUUAGUUGGUGCACUUGACUUUGAAAAGGCCAAAUUUUACCAAAUUGAUAUUGAAGCUAAAGACAGUGGUGGCCUUUCCGAUUCCAGUAAGAUUAUUGUUGAUAUUAUUGAUAUUAAUGAUAAUAAGCCUGUAAUCAAUCUACUUUCCAAAUCUGAUUCAAUCCCAGAGGACUCUCCCCAAAAUACAGUUAUUGUUAUGUUCAAUGUCUUUGACCCAGAUUCAAGUAACAAUGGUCAAGUGAACUGCAGAAUUAAUGGCAACAUACCAUUUACUAUUACUGCCUCUUCAAAUGAUUUGUAUAGCAUCGUGACAGACAGUGAGUUAGACAGAGAGAGAGCGUCAGAGUAUAACAUCAGUGUGAGCUGCUCUGAUGAGGGAGUGCCCUCCCUCUCCAGCAGCGUCACUCUCACCUUACAGAUCUCUGAUGUGAAUGACAACGCGCCUGUCUUUGAGAGGAGCUCAUAUGAGGCCUACAUUGUAGAAAACAACACACCAGGCCUCUCCAUAUUCACAGUGAGAGCCAGAGACGCUGACUGGAACCAGAAUGCCCGCGUUUCUUACAUCCUGGAGGACUCCUCUGUUAACGGAGUGCCAGUCUCCUCAUAUGUGUCCGUUAGUGCUGAUAGUGGAGUCAUCCAUGCAGUGCGCUCUUUUGACUACGAGCACAUCAAAGAUUUCCACUUCCGCGUCAGAGCUCAGGAUGGAGGCUCCCCUCCUCUCAGCAGCAACGUGACAGUGAAAAUCCUGAUCCAGGACCAGAACGACAACCCUCCUCAGGUCUUGUACCCAGUCCAGACGGGCGGCUCAAUGGUGGCCGAAAUGGUGCCUCGUUCAGCAGAUGUGGGCUACCUGGUGACUAAAGUGGUGGCUGUUGAUGUGGACUCUGGGCAGAAUGCGUGGCUGUCGUAUAAACUGCAGAAAGCCACAGACAGGGCGCUGUUUGAAGUGGGCUUACAGAAUGGAGAAAUAAGAACUAUCCGCCAAGUGACUGAUAAAGAUGCUGUGAAACAAAGACUGAGUGUUAUAGUGGAGGACAACGGGCAGCCCUCUCGUUCAGCUACAGUCAUUGUUAACGUGGCGGUGGCGGACAGCUUCCCUGAAGUGCUGUCGGAGUUCACUGACUUUGCACACGACAAGGAGUACAAUGACAAGCUGACUUUUUACUUAGUGUUGGCUUUGGCUGUAGUUUCCUUCCUGUUCAUCACGUGUUUGGUGGUUAUUAUAUCAGUGAAAAUCUACAGAUGGAGACAGUCUCGCAUCCUGUAUGAGUCCAAGCUCCCUGUGAUUCCAUAUUAUCCACCACGUUACUCAGACACUUUGGGGACAGGGACUCUGCAACACGUGUACAAUUACGAGGUGUGCAGGACGACUGACUCCAGAAAGAGUGACUGUAAGUUCGGCAGAGCUGGUAGUCAGAACGUGCUGAUAAUGGAGCCCAGUUCUACAGGGACGAUGCAGCGGAUACAGAGUGACAAGAGCAUCCUGGAUGAGCCAGACUCUCCUCUGGAGGUUAGAAAACUGUAACAAUCAUAUUUUAUUUGUAUGCAAAUUGUGCGCA